Messenger RNA from Trichoplusia ni (cabbage looper), 2984 nucleotides. RefSeq names its product ribonuclease Oy (gene RNaseX25). Gene Ontology annotation, biological process: RNA catabolic process. Gene Ontology annotation, cellular component: extracellular region. Lineage: Eukaryota; Metazoa; Arthropoda; Insecta; Lepidoptera; Noctuidae. The coding region runs from base 158 to 982 and encodes 274 amino acids. The transcript is spliced from 3 exons. Gene Ontology annotation, molecular function: RNA binding; ribonuclease T2 activity. The record is from RefSeq and is a predicted model, not a curated record.
UGACAAUAUGUUGACAGUGACACACAAGCAAUACAAGGUUUAUAUUUUCUUCGUAGAACAAAAACAGCUAUUUUGUAGAUAGUUUUUACGUAAGCUAGCAUAAUUACCGUAAUUUAGAUAUUGGACUGGACAUUAACUGCCGCCUAAGUUAGUGAACAUGAGUCUCAAAAGCUUGAUCCCGGCGAUAAUACUAUAUUUAUGCUUUGAUUUUUCACAUCAGCGAGAGAGCUACGAACAUGAACUUGUAAAAGGAGUUUCUACUGUGGAUAAAGACUGGGAUUUUUUAAUAUUUACUCAAAACUGGCCAGGUUCUGUGUGCAAAGCUUGGACUCAUAAUAAACCUAAUCACCACUGCGUUUAUCCUAAUAAGAAGGAUUCAUGGACUGUCCAUGGCAUCUGGCCGACAAAGGCUGGAACUAAGGGACCUUUUAGUUGCAACACCACAUGGUUAUUUGACCCUGAAGAAGUCCGGCCUAUCGAAACUGAAUUGGAACAAGCCUGGACGAAUGUGGAGAAAGAAACUGAACUCUACAAUCUAUGGGCUCACGAAUGGAACAAACAUGGUACUUGUGCUGCAAUGAUAGAACCAUUCAACGGCCAACUAAAAUACUUUUCAAAAGGCAUUGAUUUCCUUAAGCAAUUCCAUAUGACAGACAUGUUGAAUGCUGCUGACAUCAUUCCCUCGGACGUUAAAGAAACUAAUGCAGAAGAUAUAAAUAAUGCCGUAGUAUCUAAAAUCGGUAAGCGUCCAGUAAUUGAGUGUGUAUUUGAAGACGGAGUCCAGUAUUUACUUGAGUUACGUAUAUGCUUUGAUAAGCAGUUGAAUUUGAUGGAGUGUCUUGGUGAGAAGGAAGUCAACGGUCUGCUUACAAACUGUAACAUAUCUAAAGGUAUUAUGUAUCCGACGCAGUUACCGCCCCCUAAGAGAUACUUGGUACAGUUGCAUAAGUUUGUCAAUUGGCUUCAGUGGUUUACACUGUAAGUCUAAACAAGAAAUUCUUCUGAUUUGUUUGCGUUUAUAAUUCUCAAACACUUUUCAACCAAUAACUAUCACAUGAACAACCAGCAAGGAGUUCCUGUAAACAAAAUGCCCAUGGCACUUGUUUUUAAUAAUGUUUCAAUAUUAAUUAUUUAUUUUUUAUAUUUAAAUGCCUCUUGCAAUUUAGUUGUUUACAGUUGGAAACAAUUUUUUUUAUAGUAAUGCAAUGUUUUCAAAAACAUCACUGUUGUUUUUGAACUAGCUUACUAGCUUUUUUAAACCUGUGAAUGUCUCAGAAUGUUUAAUUUUUCUAUAUUAUGGAUAAAGAAGAUCUAUUAAAAAACUUUCUGCCAUAAGUGAAACUAAGUUCUAUAUUUCUUUUUUUAUAUCUGUCAUAAUAGGUUAGUCUUAAAGUAGCUUUUUUGCUAUUUCCUUAAAAUUUGUCUUUCUUUCGUAAAAGAGUCAUUAUUUCGAUCUUAUAAUAUUUGGAUGAGACCAACAACCAACAAUUCAUUCAGUUAUAGUUCAAAUGCUCAGAGCUAUUUAGUUCCUAGAAAACUAACUUUAAUGUAAUCAUAAUCAUCUUUUAUAGAAAUAGUCACGUUUUAAGAUAACAGCUAGCGAAAAAAAGGUUUAUCCCCAGAUAACAGACACAAUGUAAGUGAUUUUCAAGACCGGAAAAAAGGGUAAAAUAUUAUGUGAUAUAAACAUCAAUUCCCCUUUUAAAAUUUAGUUCUUAAUUAAGAGGAACUCCGUAUCAAAAUGAGUAUAAGCCAGCCUUAUUAUAACAUGACCCAACAUAAGUAUAAUAAGGGGAUCACCCACUAUCUCUUAAUAGUAUUGUAAUUGUGAAAGCGUAACAGCGCAUUACAGGGCGUAGAGCGAUGUCUCUCUCUUACACAACUGCAGUAAUAUGACUUUAGAAGGCCGUAGGGGCGCUCAGUUUAUAAAAAUAUAUUUUGUAAGUAUUAUUAACUACACAAAUCCCUGUUUCAGUUAAUUUACCAGUCAUUACCGUAAUUACUUGAUAUUUUAUUAACACUAGUGUAAGCAGAUGUAUAUUUUAUUUAUAAUAUCUAUGUACCUAUGUAGAGACAAAUAUUUAUUUAAAAUAUUUAGAUAUAUAUUUUCAGAUACAUUUAAAAUAGGAUGAAAAAGCUAAAUAUGUAAGUUACUAAAUAGAUAUUGAGAUUAAAGAAAUAAUACACAUUACAUUGUUAAGCAAUACAUGUCAAUAAAACAAAAUGAAUCCUAUUAUUCGAAAUUCAACUUUACUCUAAUGCAAUAAAGUGUGAUUUUGUACUAAGCCUCUAAUGCAACGUAGUUUUGCCUUAAGACGUCCGUCCAUCACCUCUUUUACUCUCCCAAGAUUGCCAAGUAAGAAAUAGAAUAGAUAGUUUUAAUAUAAAUGCUUAGUCAAUACAUAGGAAAUAAUCAUAGCUAUAUACAUAUUAUACAUGUACCUAAUGUUAAGUUCUACCUAUAUUGAUAAUAAUGAGUAAUAUUAUGGAUUUCUAUAAAUAUUGGUAUGUAUUUUAUAUAUUUUUACACGUGUAGUUGUGUAGGUAGUUAGGUACUUAAGUAUUACUACGUCAAAGUGUCACUAACAUACUUUAAAUAAUUUUUAUUGCGUUAUAAUUGUUCAUUUUAUAUUUAUAGUCUACCAGAACAUUAUUCAAUGCUGUGACUUCUGCCUAGUCUUUUCCUAAUCAAUUAAGGGUCGGCUUCAGUAAAUAGAUUUCUCUAAAUAAAACUUCUUUGUGCUACUAACAAAUGGUACCAACGGAUUAUUAGAUGCCCCCUUAAAAAUGUAGAAAAUGCUGUAACAAAAUGAGAUAUUAUGUUGAUAUAAUUUGUGAACUAUCGAUAUUAUAGCUUCAAUAGCAAGUAUUAUAUUGUUACCGGUGAAACUUUAAAGCCAAUCUUGAUUCUAGCAAUAUGUUACUUAUGUCGUAUUUUUAAUCUUGUAUUUCUUUCCCAAUAAAAUAAAUUAUUUUUUCCAUUA